Messenger RNA from Propithecus coquereli (Coquerel's sifaka), 1666 nucleotides. It is a transcript of the gene CISD1, whose product is annotated as CDGSH iron sulfur domain 1. Gene Ontology annotation, biological process: regulation of autophagy. NCBI's taxonomy places the organism in Eukaryota, Metazoa, Chordata, Mammalia, Primates, Indriidae. The transcript is spliced from 4 exons. Gene Ontology annotation, molecular function: 2 iron, 2 sulfur cluster binding. The record is from RefSeq and is a predicted model, not a curated record. The coding region runs from base 335 to 637 and encodes 100 amino acids. Gene Ontology annotation, cellular component: mitochondrial outer membrane; intracellular membrane-bounded organelle.
ACACGUGCUCACGGCCCGCCACGGCGCCUGCGCGGUAGGAGCCUUGUGUCGGUGCCCUUAGGACGCCUCGCACGCUUGGUUCCCGCUGUCCGCGCGAGCCGGUUUGUGCCCAGUGUCCUGUGCACACGCCUUGCAAGCGACGGCGCCAUGAGUCUGACUUCCAGUUCCAACGUACGAGCCCACUCCAUGCUGGGAAUACACAACUCUUCCUCUGAGGCUGAGGCUAACCAGAUUAUGCUGAACUUGCUUCUCUCCAACAUUGCCUGGAGCUGGGGUAGCAGUUAAACACUUGGGUUUCUAAAGGCUGCCUUAAAAAGCUACACGAAAAGAAUAGAUGGCUUUUGAAUGGAUUGCAGCAGUUACCAUUGCUGCUGGAACAGCUGCAAUCGGUUAUCUAGCUUAUAAAAGAUUUUAUGUUAAAGAUCAUCGCAAUAAAGCAAUGGUAAACCUUCACAUCCAGAAAGACAACCCCAAGGUAGUACAUGCUUUUGACAUGGAGGAUUUGGGAGACAAAGCUGUGUACUGCCGUUGUUGGAGAUCCAAAAAGUUCCCAUUCUGUGAUGGGGCUCACACAAAACACAAUGAAGAGACUGGAGACAACGUGGGACCUCUGAUCAUCAAGAAAAAAGAAACUUAAAUGGACAGUUUUGAUGCUGCAAACCAACUUGUCAUGAUGUUACCCGAUUGUUUAAUUAGAAUGACUACCACUUCUGUUUAAUUCACCUCCCCCGGGUUCUAGAUGUGGUAUAUUGCAAACUAGAGCUUUCAUAUUCAUGGCAUUUGCCUUACUUGUUGAAACAUUGUGGUGCACAUCUGUUUAAACAAAAAAAGAAGGAAAAAGUAAAAACCAACCUCAUGGCCUGUGGGUUAUUUUGGUCUUGUAAGGAUCCGUUUCUUAAGAUAUUGACAUUAGAAUAUAGUUGUAUCUUGAAGUUAACAUAUUAAAUUAUUCUGAAAAUCACAUAUUUGCAGAUUGUACUUGUAAGUUCCAAAGAAAAAUUAUCACCUUUUCAUAUUCAUUAACCUAGACAGUAAAUGGGUGUGAUUCAGCUACAUUAAUUUCAUAAUACAAUCUAGAAAAAAAACCUGUUAUGACCUUGAUUUUCUUCUUGACAUUUGUAACAACACUGAAAUAAUAUGGUUUCUGUGUUUUCACAAUUUUCAAUCAAAAUAAGCUAUGAAUAUUAUUCUGCUUAAUUAUGAGUAAUCAUAAGUCAGCCAGGUUAGUAAUAAAGGGGUGAUAACUUCUUUGUAUUCAUCUUCAUGGAUAUUUAAUUGAUCCAUUAAAGAAACCAAUGUGGAAAUUUAGAUCAAAGUGAUAUUAGAUUUAAAAUAGUCCUGAAGAAUAUCUUAAAAUGUAUUGUUCCAGAAUUCUAGCCCAAGGAGUGGCAAGCACUUGAACUGAGGACUUUGAAGGAAUUGGAGCACAUGAUGUCAAGGCUUUUGAUCACAAAGCCACAUAUCCAUGACAGAAAUAGUAAUCACGAGGCUAGAUCAAAGGCAUAGGAAGAUUUCUUUUUCCCCACUCUGGAUAAUGAAGUGCAUGGCUUUUAAAUUGUAUGAUCUUUUUCUUAAAAGCAAAAAUUUGAAGACAAGUGUUUGUUUAUGUGAUAUUCUUCAAAGACUCAGACCAGAAACAUUGCAUUCAUUACUAAUUCAGAAAAAA